AUGAAAUCAACAACUGCGUUGGCCUUGGCCAGUUUUGUCAAGUCCGCCUUCGGACAUGGAUACUUGACCAUCCCCUCCAGCCGCACCCGGCUUGGUUCUGAGGCCGGAAUAGACACUUGCCCUGAGUGCACGAUUCGAGAGCCCGUCGAGGCAUGGCCAGAUGUCACCGCCGCCACUGUCGGCCGCAGCGGUCCUUGUGGCUAUAAUGCCAGGGUCAGUGUCGAUUACAACCAGCCGUCGGACAACUGGGGCAACUCCCCUGUGGCAACAUACGCGCCCGGCCAGACCGUUGACGUCCAAUGGUGCGUCGACAACAACGGCGACCACGGCGGCAUGUUCAGCUACCGAAUCUGCCAGGACCAGGAGCUGGUUGACAAGUUCACUACCCCCGGGUACCUCCCCACCGACGAAGAGAAGCAGGCCGCCGAGGACUGCUUCCAGCUCGGCACACUCAAGUGCACCGACGUGUCGGGCCAGACCUGCGACUACAGCCCCGACUGUUCCGAAGGGCAGGCCUGCUGGAGGAACGACUGGUUCACAUGCAACGCGUUCCAGGCGGACAGCCGACGAGGGUGCCAGGGCGUCGACAACGCGGCUCUCGGGUCUUGUUUCACCACCAUAGCUGGCGGCUACACGGUGACGAAGAAGAUCAAGAUCCCCGAAUACGUCUCGAACCACACCAUCCUCUCGUUCCGAUGGAACUCGUUCCAGACAGGGCAAGUCUACCUAACCUGCGCCGACGUCGCGAUCAGCGACGGCGGGAGCACCCCUCCCUCUUCCCCGACGGGCACCAGCACCAGCACCAGCUCGGCGGCGGCGACCACGACGAGCGCCGGCUGCGCGGCCGCCAACAGCGUCGCCGUCACGUUCAACGAGAUGGUCAAGACGAGCCCCGGCCAGACUAUCAAGAUGGUGGGAUCGAUCCCGGCCCUCGGGAACUGGGACGUCUCAUCGGCGCCCGCGCUGUCCGCCGCGCAGUACACGAGCUCCAACAACCUGUGGACGACCACAGUGACCCUGGCGGCGGGACAGACGUUUGAGUACAAGUUCGUCAACGUUGCGUCGAGCGGGACCGCGACUUGGGAGAGCGAUCCGAACAGGUCGUAUACGGUGCCGCGCAGCUGUGCUACUUCCGUGGCUGUCAAUACCAACUGGAAAUGA
Diaporthe citri is the source of this 1161-nucleotide messenger RNA. RefSeq lists its product as uncharacterized. NCBI's taxonomy places the organism in Eukaryota, Fungi, Ascomycota, Sordariomycetes, Diaporthales, Diaporthaceae. The transcript is spliced from 2 exons. Gene Ontology annotation, molecular function: starch binding. The coding region runs from base 1 to 1161 and encodes 386 amino acids. The record is from RefSeq and is a predicted model, not a curated record.